AUGUCGGCGCUGCGAGUGCAGCAUGGCGAGAGGUUUGCUAUGGAGCUACUAACCAGUCGCAUCAUGACACUCGAGGAGUUCCUCGCCGAAGAGGACCAAGUGGCUCGCACUGGGGAAGAGAAUUAUUCAAGGAAGCCGAUUCCUGUUCUGCUGAAGGCUGGUGAGACCGUGGAUGAGUACGAGCUGGCUUUCGAGAGACGUCUAAAGCGACGAAACGUGGACCUGGGAUUGGUGCGCCAUGGCCCGAUGGUGGAGCGGCGAUUCCGGAUGGACUUCGCAGAAUCGAGGGCCUGGGAGCUGCGGCGCAUUCAACUUGCGCAGUCCUUCCGUACUGUUGCCGUCAGCCCGUCGUCUGAUAGGCAGCAUUGCUUUCACCAUGAAGGCCCAAAACAUUGGGCUUAUCAUGGAAUUCGCAGCCGCAGAGAGCUACUGCAGACCAACGAAGUGCCAGCGAAUGAGUUCAUUGUCGACGCGGAGAAUCGCGGACCAAAUGGGUCCAUGUUCGCCGGCGCGAAGUUAAAGCCGAUCACUGUGGUGCGAAGACCCCGUGAGCCCUUCUUGUCGCUCGAAGGCACCUUCGAGAGGUGGCUUGCCAGCAAGGACGUGACGCUGUCGCAACUACAGCAAGAUCUGGAGGAAGAGCGCCGCCAUCCACACGGCUUUGUGCACAGCAGAACCCUGGAGUAUAUUCAGAGGACGCAUGAGCAUUCCGAGUCCUCCUCUUCUCGAUUGUCGAGCUCCGAUUGUAGAAUGAGCAGAGGUCAAAGCUCUUACGAUGAGGAUCGCUGGGACCACAAAAGGCCGGCGUCAUUGGGUCCUGGUCGUUUCGAAGGCAGGCUUAACGAGAAGCGACCGCGCCUUGACUUGGAGGUGUCGUCGCCGCAAAACGUCGUGUCCGACAUCAGCACUACGCUCAAGGGGCAUACAUUCGAUCUGGAGCAGAAGGUUAUGAGUUGUUUGGCGCAACAAAACAGCGAUGUGGUGUGCCGUCUUGAAGAGCUGGUUCAAGAAGUAAAAGGGCUUCAGAUUGGAGUCAAGAACGCAAGCCACGGCGCUUCCGACGUUACCGACUACACUGAGGUGCCUGCAUCUGCUGCCAAAUGCGAUCAGCAUGAUGCUGCUGCUGAAGAACGUGAGCUCCCAGUCGUUUCAUCUGCAAAUGCCGAUAUAUUGCGCGUGGCGGAGGAGAUCAUUGCAAAGUCGAACGCAGUGACGACUGAUCCCAUCCUGGAAAAACUGACUGACAAGUACAAGCACUUUGUGGAUAGCAUCGAGGUGAACGAAAUAGCGUUGCAUGGGCAAGUCAAAGAAGGGAAGGUGGCUGGCAUCCAGGGGACAAUUUCGGCGAUCAACAAAGAGAAACAGCGGCGUGACGAGGCACUUGCGGAUCUGGUCGCUUGCAUGUGGCGAGGGCGCAAACGAAUUUCUUGCGCCAACCUUCUCAAGUGCAAAACCCAAGCGAAGCGCACCAGAAUCUAG
Molecule: messenger RNA, 1479 nt
Organism: Phytophthora sojae
Lineage: Eukaryota; Oomycota; Peronosporomycetes; Peronosporales; Peronosporaceae
Exons: 1
Coding region: 1-1479 (492 amino acids)
Source: RefSeq, a predicted model, not a curated record